Haliotis rubra (blacklip abalone) is the source of this 4822-nucleotide messenger RNA. Its product is annotated as elongation of very long chain fatty acids protein 5-like. Gene Ontology annotation, molecular function: fatty acid elongase activity. The record is from RefSeq and is a predicted model, not a curated record. Gene Ontology annotation, biological process: fatty acid elongation, saturated fatty acid; sphingolipid biosynthetic process; fatty acid elongation, polyunsaturated fatty acid. The transcript has 3 exons. Gene Ontology annotation, cellular component: endoplasmic reticulum membrane. NCBI's taxonomy places the organism in Eukaryota, Metazoa, Mollusca, Gastropoda, Lepetellida, Haliotidae. Bases 616 to 1332 code for a protein of 238 amino acids.
AUGGAGGUUUAUCAGCUGAUAUGUGUUUGGCUUUGCAGGUGUCGGGCCUUGGUGUUAAUAUUCCAUGUAAUUCAGCUAGUAACAUGUAGUUGUAAACAUCAAUAAUCAGGAGGAGAAUUCAGCAAUAUCACAUACCAACCAGUGCAGUCGAUAAAGCCAGUUAUAACUGCUCAUAUAUCCACCCUGUCUGUUAAGUGACCCUAAAGCAGCACAUACACAACCCCUGUAUUUGUAAUAAAAAUAUAUAUCUUCAUUUUGUUGGACAUUAUUAGACCCAUUACAUGUCUACACACAAAGAAGAAAGGAAACUAUAAAUAAUUGGGACAUUGUUACUGUGUUACCAUCUUCAACAUUGUACCCUGAUGAUUAUAAUUGGUGGUAGCAGAUGUAGUGUAAUGGCGACCUUUUGUGACAGUGAAAAUGUUUGACCUAAAGGUAACUUGCGUCAUGUGCAACAUUGCACUUCUGUUGAUUUUGAUUGGUGGUAGCAGACGCAGUGUAAUGGGGAACUGGCUGCAGUAAAAGUUUAUAAGCCAGUCAUUUCAUCAGUAGAACACCACGUGUCCCAACUCUGGCCAAGUGAAUCAGGUUGCAUUAUAUGUCAUAGCAGGCAAGAUGGACACGGUCAGGUUUCUGAUGGGACUUCGCUAUGUUAUUAACUUGCAAUCAUUUCCUCUAUUUUGCCUCUACCUCCUCAUGAUAUUCUUCUCAGGUUACUGGCAGAAAUGGACCAAACCACUGAAUCUUAAACCGCUGCUGAUCCUUCACAACUUCACCUGCUGUGUGACCAGCAUGUACACGUUCUACGGCUUCAUCCGUGGGGUCUACAAAAGCGGCCAUCUCUACUCCAAGGAAAUAUCAGAAGAGCUGACCUUUGUCUUCUGGGUUUACUACAUAACCAAGGUCAUUGAACUUCUGGACACCGUGUUCAUGGUCCUCCGACAUCGUCGGCGCCAGAUCUCCUUCCUCCACGUCUACCACCACUCCAGCAUGCUGCUACUCACUAACUUCGGCCACUUAUAUUUCCCUUUUCCGUGCAUCGCCGUAUUCCAAUCCCUCAACUCUCUGGUUCAUGUGGUUCUGUACCUCUACUAUGGUCUCACUGCCAUGGUACCGAACAACCCUCCUCAAUGGAGAAAGCAACUUACACAGAUGCAGAUAAUUCAAUUUCUUAUUGAUUUUGCUAUAUCACUCUAUGGAGUUGUGUACUAUGAUUUUUGUUUUUAUAGCCUUUUUUAUGGAAUAACCAUGACUACUCUAUUUUCUAACUUUUAUUAUCAGGCUUAUGUUCGAAAGCGAAAACAACCUGAAGACAAGAUCAAGUCAAACUGAUGUGUGUCUGUUAAUACUGCUGCCAUAGAUAAAAGUAAAGCAGAUACUCUCCAUUUUAAAUUGUCCCGAGGGAAAGUAGUGUUUUAAACAUAUAAACAGCAUGUUUCAACGCAGGUUUAGAUUGUAACAUUUAGAUAUAGUUCUGACCAUAACAGGCUCAGAUUAUGUUUGACGAAGGCCAGAUGUUGGAAAUAUAUCAGCACUCAUUGAUAUACCAUAAGUUGUAAGUUGGAUUCAAGAUUUACGACUUUAAUCACCACAUACUGAUGCAGAUUUUCCACUCUCAGGAAGAACGUUCUGAUCAGUGUUUCAUAAUGAUGCUCAUUAUGUAGAUCUGGUAUAAAGGGCACAGUUUAAUCUGUGAUGCUGUUCUUGUAAUCGAAGACUGAAAAUUGUUUUUAUUACACUGGAUCAUACUUUUUUUUUUAAAAGUGCAGUUUGGAUUUCCUUACACUGUGUGUGCAAGAGUAUAUGAGAAGCUUGUUGAUGUCUACUAUUUCUAGGUCUCAGGGAAAGAUACAUCAGUGAUCCUAUUCCCGUGCACUAUCGUCAGUGGCUCCAGUUAACUAGUAUGCAGAUCGAUGCUGAUGACGUCAAUCAUAGGCUUGUCUGGUCCAGACUCAAUUGUUUAUAGACAACAUCAUAUAGCUUGAAUAUUGUUGAGUGUGGCAUUAAAUAAAUGAAUCAAAAUAAAACUGUCAAAAGGUGUUGUUAAUAAAUGUGAACUGUAUAAAAGAAAUGUGGGCUUUUGCUUAUCCUUUUUGUAUUAAUUUUCUUCCUUGGAUCCGCCAAUGGAUCGCAUCACACUGUCACACAGACAAACAUGAGUGAGUGAGUUUCAAAUAAAGCAAUAUGGUAUAGGUGCCACUAGGUUGUACAAUAUAUGGCCCCGUUUGUGUUUCGGAACUUGGGUCUGUUUUUGUCUCCAUGUGUGUUUGUAUCGCGGAGUCUGUACUGCCUCGGAUUCGCAUAUAUAAGGCUUGCGAUAUGUGGUGCUUCUUUUUCGCCUCCAAGAGAGACAUGGGCUUUCUAGUCUGGCAGGAGGUGCACUUCCACUGGGUUUCACUACUAUACUAUGUAUACUCCAACACACAGAACACAAAAAGUAGUCCAAGACACAGAACACAAACGGUAGUCCACCACGAGAGCUACACAACAAUAUGAAAAGUGACAAUGUUCCACGCGGAAUGUUUUUAAGAGAUGUCAGUGGGUAUAUGUAUUACUGUCUGAAUGACGCUGGGGGCGAAGUGAAAAACGAUGCCUAACACAAACUGAAGAGAAUAAGUACGCACAUUACACCAUCGAUAAACUAGGUAUUAGUUGGUUCCAGACGCUUAUUCUUACAUUGAACAGUACAUAUUUGAUCAUUUUCCAACUUUUAAGCAAUAUUUUCUAUCAGAUUUUGAAGUCAUCUACGAGGGUGUUGUUUUUCAAUCAAAUGGUGCAAUAUACUCCAAAUCCAAAAAUAUUAAAAUGGCAUCAAGUUUUAUCGUCAGUGAAGACAAGGUGAUUUUGACUACUGCGAUCCGAAAAUAAUCCACUCUGGACCAGGCAAUCCAGCGUUCAACAUCAGGAACAUUGCUCUACCCAAUUAAGAUCCGAUGACAUGUGUCAGCGAGCCUGACCACUCGAUCCCGUUAUGACAAGCAUGGGUUGCUAAAGAUCAAUUUUAAACCGGGUCUUUAUAAGUCGACAUUCUGAGAGUGACACACCGAAUCACUAACACAUAUUCAGCGUUCCAGUCCAUUCAUAGCCAUCAUUGCCAGCCUGGUUCCCGGGGUCUUCUGCGCUAACGCUAUGACGCUGUCGAAGCAUUAGCGCAGCUGACCCCGGGAACCAGGCUGUAUCAAGGCCUCCAGGAAUGGAAGUCCGGUAACACAGGUAGUCUAAACCACGUACUCUUUGUAUCCCGCUGAAUUGUGUAAAUUGGCGAGACUCUAACUUCUUCAAAAAAGCUUCUGUACCUGAGUGAGCUAGAUCGCUGAUAUUGUGGGCAUUUAGGAUGUGCAACCAGAUGACGUCACAACAGACUCAUAGUCGGAUCCAGUGUGCGUGCGUGCGUACGUGUGUGCGUGCGUGCACGCGCGCAGCGGGCCAGGUGGGUAUUGAAUGGUUCACCCAACAAACUAGAUCCAUUUGAACUGUCCUUUUGAAAGUUGAAAACGCGGCUGUUACCAACACGUUUAUAACCAUAUAAUUCGUUUAAACGCUUAAUAAUGACGUUGAGGUUUCUCUCCUCUUCACCUAGAAAUUCAACACGCCCUUCUGCCAGGAUAGAUGAUGUGGUUCAUUGUUUUACGCACCACACAAAUGUGCGUCCAGUACGCACAAUACCGCAUCCGGAGAGACGCACAAAUAUACCAAGAAAUUAAAGUACCCCCAGUGAAUCAAGAGUAAUUAUCUAUGUCUGUUAUUUCACCCAGCCCUCAUGACCACUGUCCACAUGACCACCGAUUCAUUCCAGGCUCGGAAGUAGUGAGUUAGGUAGGUAUAAUAUUACGUCGUUUUUAGCAAUAUUCCAGCAAUAUCACGGUAGGGGACACCAGAACUGGUGUCACAUUGUACCCAUGUGGGGAAUCGAAGAUAUACUUGUUGCGUGUUGAGAGUGUAUUGUAGACUAGAUACCUCACAACGCAAGGUGGUCAAAACAUUUAAAGAGAUAUUUUGACGAAAGUUAGUCUUUCAGUAUUCACAACCGACACACAUACGUUCUGAUAUUGUAACUGUAAUUACCAGUGAUAAUUUACUUGCACCAACGGGCUGUUACUCGAUGUUGAACAUAAUACACAAUGAACAUAAAGACUUGUCAAAAGGGUCGUUUUCAUCUAUAAACACAAUUAUCAAUGCACACAAUUAACAGCAAACAAUAAUUAAACUUGAAAUAUGCUCAGGCACAUUUGUUUCAAUGAUAACCAUGUAUAUAACCUUAACUACAUAAACAUGAAGGACAUCCUAGUUACCUUUUAUACCUCGAUUGAAAAAAACAAACCCUUGUAGAUGACUUUUCACCCCUCGUACAGUUUUACUGCGGCUGUCCAGCUAUUCUGGUUUAGUAGGUUCUGGAACGAUCUACUGAAGUAUACUAUCCGACGACUAUACAAACGCUCAUCAGUUGGUUAUGUCAAGGGAAUGAGACACGGCGUCUUCACGGCCAUGUAUGACGUGUACAGUGCCACAUGGUAUGUUUCACUGAUACCUGUAUGGUGUUCCACAACUUUGGGAGAUAUUUUCUGUGGGGGGUAUUUUCUGUGGGAGGUAUUUUUAGGGGUCAAGAAGGGGUUAAUUUGGACGACCUAAUAUAGACAAGGCGUCUUGACCACGACAUUACAAUCUAUGUCGAAACGUCGCCUUUCACAGAAUAAAGAAGUUAGAUAUACAUGUACAUAAAAUUAUCAUCAUUCUUCGUCAUUUUGAGGGGUCAAAGAGGGGUUCAUUUGGACGACCGACCAUAGCAAUCAAGGAGGGACUUCUGUUCUCUGUCCCAGUUUUA